AUGGCUUGGCCAUACGGGUUCCCCAGCCUCACCCAUGAGGAGAAGCUGCUGCGGCGCCAAACACUCGACUUGUAUGCUUGCAUCGCUCAUUACUCGGCCCUCGCACCGGCUGUUCUUUUCCUAUUAUAUCGCCUCCUGAAACGUGUUGUAUCUCAUGUGAAAUCUGGGUCGUCGAGCGAGCAAACUCAUUACAGUGUUGUUCCGAACUCUCCUACUGUCAAGGCCCAACUGCAGCGCCCAUCAGCGAGCCAGAUUCUACAUUGCCGAGGCUUUUGCCAUCUUCAUCCUCGACCUGGCUGUGCGACGAAUCACCACUAUCAACGCCCCAUCAACAAUGGAAAACAUACCCGGAACAACUCUCGUCAAAGUCACGUCCUCAUCCCCGUGCACAAGCUGACUCCUUUCCGCGCCACCCCCGGCUCACACAUCUACCUGAGUGUCCCACCACAAGGUCGCUCCGCAGCUGUUCCAUCUUCCAAGUCUGCCAUCUUUGAUUACCUGUACAAUCCCUUCACUGUUGCUGCUGUUGACGCCGAAGAAGGCACCAUCAGCCUCAUCGCUCGCGUCAGAAACGGGCCCAUGACAAACGUCCUCUCCGCCUAUUCGUCCGCAACACCCCGACCACCCUCGGAACCUCGCAAGAUCACACUGGCUGUUGAAGGCCCUUACGGUACCAUGGCCACAAAGUACAACGACCUUUUGAAGUGGGGAGCCACCAAAGUUCUUCUCGUGUCCGGCGGAGUAGGCGCAACAUUCACCCUGCCAAUCUACCAAGCGCUCCAGAGCGAGCUGUCCUCCGCCAAGCUCCAAUUCAUAUGGGCCAUCCGUGGCGCUGGCGACGCCACAUGGGCCGUGUCAAACAAAACCACAGGGCAGGUUGUUCUUGAAGAUCCCAAUAUCCAGCUCUACUUGACAGGAGACUUGGGCCUAAGGGAACAAGACAACGGCGACUCUGCUGGAGGCUCUGUUGAGCUGUCCAGCAUGCGUAGGACGAAUGGACGGCUGACGGCCAAUCAUAAUAAAAAGAGACCCAAUAUCGAAAAGAUUGUAGAUGACAUGUUCCGAGGGAGCCCGGAUGAAUCAGUCGCAGUUUUAGUUUGUGGGCCGAUCGAAAUGAAUCGAGAGGUACAGCGAAGAGUGAGGCCCUGGGUGAUGAAGGGCCGAAGAGUUUGGUGGCAUAACGAAACAUUCGGCUGGUAA
This is a messenger RNA of Metarhizium robertsii ARSEF 23, 1200 nucleotides long. Its product is annotated as Ferric reductase, NAD binding protein. NCBI's taxonomy places the organism in Eukaryota, Fungi, Ascomycota, Sordariomycetes, Hypocreales, Clavicipitaceae. The record is from RefSeq and is a predicted model, not a curated record. Gene Ontology annotation, biological process: intracellular iron ion homeostasis; copper ion import; iron ion transport. Gene Ontology annotation, cellular component: plasma membrane. The coding region runs from base 1 to 1200 and encodes 399 amino acids. The transcript is spliced from 2 exons. Gene Ontology annotation, molecular function: ferric-chelate reductase activity.